GCAUUGUUGUACGUGUAUAUCAGCGAGAACUAGUCUGACUUCACUGACACCCGGCCCCACGGCUAUGACAGACCUGCAGGAAGGUCGAUGACGACAACAUGGAUGCAGUGUUGAGCGAAGAAUCGCUUAAACAGGAACUUGAGACAUUUCCAUCAACCUUUGAUUUUAAUUUGAAGAAUCUGACCAAGGACCGUGUAAAAAACACCAUAAGGAAAUUAGAGGAUGACCGGGACAACACAAGAAAGCUUGAAACUUAAGAUAUACAGAUAAGUAACUUUCUGUCGUAUUUGUAUUUCCUGUUGGGAGAUUAUGAACAUGCACGUGAACACAUUGAGGAAUCUCUGCAAAAAGAUCCUGAUAAUAUCAUAGCAAACACAAAUAAAGCCAGAAUUCUGUUAGAAGAAGGGGAAAUCUCUGAUGUUAAUGAUAUAAUAACAAAACUUCAGAUAUUGAAAGGAAGAGAGGAUUUCGACAGGAGGAAAUGCUAUGCGGAAGCGGAUCUUGCGUACGCGUAUUCGCGGUCGGGUCCUUGGUAUCACCAAAAGGCGGUAGAUCUGUUCACGCAAGUUGUGGCGGCGUAUCCUACAGAGUAUGCAUGGCAAUAUGGACUCGGUCUGACUUUACUCUGACAGACUCACUUUUUUAAUUCACAGGCAGAGGGCAGAUUUAAUACGGAACAAAACGAGAAGACAACAAUACAUGCUGCUGAGCUGUUACUAACUGUUGCUACUGAAUCAGAUGAUCCCGUUUUACGUGCGAAUGCAUUUGCCAGAUUAGGAAAAGCAAUGUACAAUAUUUCGAAAAUAAAAUAUACUAACGUGCCUGAUAGGAUUAUGCGUUUAACGCCUAAAGAAUAUUUUGAAAGAGCAGUAGAAUUAUGUCCAGAGGAACCAUCGGUGUUGGAAAUUUGUGGUCAAUUCGCACGCUACAGGGGGGAACUAGAUACAUCGGAAAAACUCCUACGGAAUGCACUUAAAAUCAAGCCAACGUGUCAUGCGUAUCACCAUCUUGCUCUGACAUUAAAGGGGCAAGUAGAAAGUAGGUCAUAUAAAGGACAGUUUGUAAACACAACUAAGGAAGACCGUUUAGAAAAAGAAAUCAGCCAGGGGUCUAGAGAUCGGUCCAGAGGAAGUUAUCAGAGAGGUCAGGAAAGAAAUCAACAGACGUGUGACCGUCGUACAGUCGUGUACAGUCGUUCGGAUGACCAUAGCAAAGGCGCCUAUAACUGUAGUUUGGAUGUUGAUUGCAACAAACGAGGAGGGAUGUACAACCCAGGUCAAGAAAGAAGGUUUACGGGAGUGAAGAGUCGACGUGGAGGUUCACACAAACACGGAAACCAAAAUAAAAAUGGUCAACAAAAUAAGUCAUCUAGACCAUGCACGCCUAACCAGUCAGAAGGGAAAAGACUUCGUCGAAUGAUAAAGUCACCGUUAACAGUUUCAUUUUACCCUGAAAACGACUUACUUGUUGAAGCAAUACAACUACUAGAGAAAACAGAAGAACUGACGACUGAAUAUGGUCUUGGAAUAGAGUACGACAAGGGAAUCAUAUAUAGAAUGCUAGGCCAGAUUGAAAAAGCUGUGAAAGUUUUCAAACAAAUAGUUUCAAAAAAAAAGUAUCUUCCAACCAAAUCACUGAUGACAAAUGUUUAUGAACAGCUCGGACUUUGUCUUCUGGAAUUGAGCAAAUCCGAAGAAGUAUCUCCAGACAUGCAGCAGAAAUACAAGAGAGAUGGUCAAGCCCAUCUCCAACAUGCUGUCCAAAUUCAAUCAGAAAUAGUAGCAAACGAUCCACAGUUUAAAGCGGCUUGGAACUCCUAUCCAACACUCAAAGAACUUUUGAGCGAUAAAAGUGUCGGGAAGCCAAAACAAUUGGCAGUUCUGCAUAUGCUGAUGGGGGACCAUAAAGAUUCAAUUUCCAUAUACCAGAAAUUAUUUCGGAAGGAGGAAGCUGAAAUGAACCAAGAAGAUUUUAUUAACUUGCUUGAAUGCUAUAAGAGAGAUGGACAGUUUGAAAAAUGUGUUGCUGUUUUAAAAUCUCUGGAGUGUACAACCAUUUUUGUGGGUCUUCCUCCGUCUUUGAUCUUUGAUGUGUAUAUAGAUUGCGCGUUUCACGCUUACACAACAGAUACCGCACAACUUGCGUAUCAACACUUUAGACGCGCCUUCAAAGUGUACAGUAUGUUUGACAAGAUCUAUGAAGACCAAACCAACGUUGACGAAGAUGCUGACACAAAAGACAUACUAAUAUUACACACUUGUUCCCAUGACUGGAAAUGCAAACUUCCCAGAAAUCUAGGAACCAUUCUAGAAGAUGUUACAGGAUUACGAUACACAAUCAACUCAGACGACGUGCUGCCAAAUGAAUUACUAUUGACAUCAACGGCUUCUAUAAUACAGAAAAUCCCAUUUAUCAUAAUCAUGACCCACGAGAGUGCGGACUCGUAUCACCCACUAUUUGUCGAUCAAGCUAUCAAGAGGAGUUCCGAACAAAGUGGCCCCCAAGUGUUGGUCGUGACGGACGACGAGUGCAACAUGCCAGAUAUUGCUAGAACAAAGCCGUUUAUCCGGAUGCCUCCUCUAUUAGAGGGCGCUAUGGAACCAACCGAACAGAUACCAGAGGAGCAUCAAGAAUGGGUGAAAGAGUUCAUCACUCUUCUGAAACCAAAAUAACUUAUGUGUCUCCAUAUUGCUUUAACUGCCGCUAUAUUCGCUUGAGUAUCCCCGUAUCCCUGUUUUCCGGCAUGACUAUAUAAACUUUUGUUAAAUCAUGUCUGAAAAGAAAUUCAUACAUUGCGGAACUUCAUAUAACAAAUCAUAUAAAGGAGUAAUUAACAAAACAUAAUCAACAACAGUGUUCCGAGUUUGAAAAUACAGCCAGCAGAAGCUAAAAUUGUAUUCGAAUCCUAGACUUCAGAUUGUUAUACUGUCCCUCUAACCAAACUAGCUACCUUCUCAACGAAAGUGUUCUGAUCCAACUGUGCUACAGUUAUAGCCGACGCGAAAUUACAGUGGUCACUGUACAUACGAAAACCCCACAGUGUAUUGACACAUGUGUCCUUUACAUAGAAGUGUACACGCUUUAAUUCAGUGAAUGAAACCAAUGAGUGUUACAAAUUUACUCGAGCAAACAACUAAGUCAACAACUGAGGAAACAACUGAUCAGUUUAGCAUCAGCAGUUAUAACAACAAUGUACACUUCUGCCUAAGUUCAAAACAUCGCUGAACAAGUUUGGGUUCAGUCAUUAUUUUAUCACUGUACAGUACCGCCGAGCACUCGUUACACCAGCUAAUUGUUUGAAGUUACUGAAGAAUAUGUUCGAUAAAAAUUCUUAUGUAUUCCAAGCCCAUCAAAUUACCAACAAUGAAUAUAAUGAGCGUUGCCUAUGAAAAAUAUUCCAUUUAAAGAAAAGUUUCUACAAUAUAUUUAUAAAGGAACCUGUUCUCUAAAAAGUCAUAUCAAUGUAGAAUAUUGUACAUAAACAACCAUUCAAUACAGUAUGUUUUAUAUAUAAAAAAGUUUUCUACAUUUGUAUAUUAAUUUUUUAGAUUUUUUUAGACAAUUAACGUUUUAUAGUUAUUUUUCUUGAUUGUUGACUUAAGUGUUACUGACGUCAGUGCUCUGUUUAUGUACUUUUAAGUGUCACUGAUGUCAAUGUUCUAUUAAUUUACGGUAAAGUGUCACUAAUGUCAAUAUUUUAUUAAUUGGCUGUUAAGUGUCACUGAUGUCAAUGUUCUAUUAAUUGACCGUAAAGUGUCACUGAUGUCAAUGUUCUAUCAAUUGACCGUAAAGUGUCACUAAUGUCAAUACUUUAUUAAUUUGCUGUUAAGUGUCACUGAUGUCAAAUCUUCUAUUAAUUGGUUGUUAAGUGUCACUGAUGUCAAUAUUCUAUUAAUUGACCGUAAGUGUCACUGAUGUCAAUGUUCUAUUUAUUGACCUUUAAGUGUUAAUGAUGUCAACGGAUUGUUAAUUGACUUUAAGUGUCAGUCAUGUCAAUGGUGUAUUACUUGACUAUACGUGUCAAUAAUGCCAAUGGUUUGCCUUUUGCUGUUGUCACUGAUGUAAAUUAUUUGUUAAUUGACCAUUACGUGUCAAUGAUGUCAUUGGUCUAUUAAUUGCCAAUGAUGUGAAGUUUAUGUUAAUUAACCGUUAGUUGUCACUGAUGAAAAUUGUCUGUUAAUUGAAUUUUGUCACUGAUGUGAAUGUUUUUUUUUUAAUUUUUAACUUUAGUGUCACUGAUAUCAACGUUGUGUUAAUUGUCGGUAAAGGGUCACUGAUUUCAAUGUUUUUAGAUUGACCUUAAAGUGUCACUGAUGUUGAUGUUUUGUUAUUUGACUGUUGAAGGUUGCACAUUAACUAUUUCUAUUAUUGUACUGUAAGUGACAUAAAUUUGAAUAUUUUGCUCAUAGAUUAACCAUUUAUCCAUUAAUAACUUUGUAACUUGUAUUUAAUAUUCCAGGCACGAAUUAUGCAUUGAUAUGACAUAUUCAACGUGACACUUACCUGUCUGGAAAUAGUCUAUUACUAAAAACAAUAAAUAUAUCUAUAGUAGUGAUAUCAUAUUUUGUCAAAAGUCCUUUUUUUACACCAAAGUUACCAUGAAUUUUUAUUUGGAUACAAAGCAAGUAUUUGUUCCAUAUAUUUUAUAAUUGAUGUCCAGACAGACAUUUUCGCUCGGUAAGUGUUUCUUUGCCUAUUUGUUAUAACACAGAUAAUCAUGUCUUUGAUAA
Molecule: messenger RNA, 4730 nt
Organism: Mizuhopecten yessoensis (Yesso scallop)
Lineage: Eukaryota; Metazoa; Mollusca; Bivalvia; Pectinida; Pectinidae
Exons: 2
Coding region: 786-2672 (628 amino acids)
Biological process (GO): defense response to virus
Cellular component (GO): cytosol
Molecular function (GO): protein binding
Source: RefSeq, a predicted model, not a curated record